Molecule: messenger RNA, 2455 nt
Organism: Arabidopsis arenosa
Lineage: Eukaryota; Viridiplantae; Streptophyta; Magnoliopsida; Brassicales; Brassicaceae
Source: the annotation of a GenBank genome assembly
AACAAGAUCGAGAAAUACACACACACACGAAGAAGAAGAAGAAGAAGAAGACGAUACAGAUCCACAACGCCAUGGGUUUAGGCUUCUUAGCUUCUCGAACAAUUCGACCAGCUUCUCGUCUUCUUCAAUCACACAACUCCAAUUUCUUCCUCCGCACCAUCGUCUCCAAACCAGAGCUCCAAUCUCCUGAAUCCGCUGCUGUCUCUGAGCCUGAGCCACCGACACAGAUUCUCCCUCCUAGAAACCCUGUAGGUGGAGCACGCGUCCAUUUCUCGAAUCCUGAAGAUGCGAUCGAGGUUUUCGUUGAUGGUUACGCGGUCAAAGUCCCUAAAGGAUUCACUGUUCUUCAGGCUUGUGAGGUCGCUGGAGUUGAUAUUCCAAGGUUUUGUUAUCAUUCUCGUUUGUCUAUUGCUGGAAAUUGUAGGAUGUGUCUUGUUGAGGUUGAGAAAUCUCCUAAGCCUGUAGCUUCGUGUGCCAUGCCUGCACUUCCAGGGAUGAAGAUUAAGACUGAUACGCCGAUAGCGAAGAAGGCAAGGGAGGGAGUGAUGGAGUUUUUGUUGAUGAAUCAUCCUUUGGAUUGCCCUAUAUGUGACCAAGGAGGAGAGUGUGAUCUUCAGGAUCAGUCUAUGGCUUUUGGAUCUGACAGAGGUCGUUUUACUGAGAUGAAAAGAUCUGUUGUUGAUAAGAACCUUGGUCCUCUUGUGAAGACUGUUAUGACUCGGUGUAUCCAGUGUACAAGGUGUGUACGAUUUGCUUCAGAAGUUGCUGGAGUUCAGGAUCUUGGUAUACUAGGUCGUGGUAGUGGAGAAGAAAUUGGAACUUAUGUUGAAAAGCUUAUGACCAGUGAACUCUCUGGAAACGUUAUAGACAUCUGUCCUGUUGGAGCCUUGACUUCAAAGCCCUUUGCGUUUAAAGCCAGAAACUGGGAGUUGAAAGCAACAGAAACUAUUGAUGUUAGUGAUGCUGUUGGGUCCAACAUCCGUGUUGAUAGUCGAGGACCAGAAGAUAUAAACGAAGAAUGGAUAUCUGACAAAACCCGAUUUUGUUAUGACGGUUUGAAAAGACAAAGGCUGAGCGACCCUAUGAUCCGAGAUUCCGAUGGACGAUUCAAGGCAGUGAGCUGGCGUGAUGCCUUGGCUGUCGUGGGUGAUAUCAUUCAUCAGGUGAAGCCAGAUGAGAUUGUUGGAGUAGCAGGUCAGCUAUCUGAUGCGGAAUCCAUGAUGGUACUGAAGGACUUCGUUAACAGAAUGGGUUCAGACAAUGUCUGGUGUGAAGGAACAGCUGCUGGUGUUGAUGCUGAUCUUAGGUACAGUUAUCUGAUGAACACUAGCAUCAGUGGACUUGAGAACGCCGAUCUCUUCCUUCUAAUUGGUACCCAGCCUAGGGUUGAAGCUGCAAUGGUGAAUGCUAGGAUCUGCAAGACAGUCCGAGCAUCGAAUGCCAAGGUUGGAUAUGUUGGUCCACCUGCAGAGUUCAACUACGACUGCAAACACCUUGGGACUGGGCCUGAUACCCUCAAGGAAAUUGCUGAGGGACGGCACCCAUUCUGUACGGCUCUCAAGAACGCUAAAAACCCUGCAAUCAUUGUUGGUGCUGGGCUCUUCAACAGAACUGAUAAAAAUGCUGUCCUCUCUUCUGUGGAAUCCAUCGCACAAGCCAACAAUGUCGUCCGACCAGACUGGAACGGUCUCAACUUUCUCCUUCAGUAUGCUGCUCAAGCGGCUGCUCUUGAUCUUGGUCUCAUUCAACAGUCCGCUAAAGCUCUCGAGUCUGCAAAAUUCGUCUACUUGAUGGGAGCAGAUGAUGUAGAUGUUGACAAGAUUCCUAAAGAUGCCUUCGUGGUUUACCAAGGACACCAUGGAGACAAAGCGGUUUACCGUGCAAACGUAAUUCUCCCUGCAUCGGCCUUCACCGAGAAAGAAGGAACCUAUGAAAAUACUGAAGGAUUUACCCAACAGACUGUUCCAGCUGUUCCAACUGUUGGUGAUGCAAGAGAUGACUGGAAGAUUGUGAGAGCCUUAUCCGAGGUCUCGGGUGUGAAGCUUCCAUACAACUCAAUCGAAGGUGUUAGAUCAAGAAUCAAGAGCGUUGCACCAAAUCUAGUCCACACAGAUGAGCGAGAGCCAGCUGCUUUUGGGCCUUCAUUGAAACCUGAAUGCAAGGAGACAAUGAGCACAACACCGUUCCAAGCCGUGGUUGAGAAUUUUUACAUGACAAACUCGAUCACAAGAGCAUCAAAGAUCAUGGCGCAGUGCAGUGCCGUGCUCUUGAAGAAGUGAGGGCUUUUUAACUCCCUAUGUUUUCACAUUUUUUCUCUCUUUCGCAAAAAUAAAGAUACUGAUUCUUCGUUUGCUCUCCUAUUUACCGACCUUUUGUGUAAGCCGAGUAUCACUGUAUCUUGGGUUUAGCUUGCGGUGAAUCUAUAAGCAAUUUGCAAUAAGCACAUUGUUAGAUU